AUGAGUAACGCAGACUCUCUUUCAGAUGUCGAAUUCGACAUGGACGGAGUUGAAAUGACAGAGGAAGUGAGCCAAGAGACGAUCGAGGCGAUCGCCACCCUCACGACGUCGCUGGAGUCGAACCCGAGCCAGUACGAGCUCCAUACACAGCUGAUAGCGCUACUUAAAAGUGCAUCUCUGCUGGAGGAGCUCCGAAAAGCACGCCGGGCCAUGAAUGCUCUGUAUCCCCUUUCUGAAGAGCUCUGGGUGGACUGGAUAGGAGAUGAACAAAAUAUGGCGACCCAGGAAGAAGAAAAGCAGCAUGUUUUGGAUCUAUAUGAGAAGGCGACGGCAGAGUAUCUUUCGGUACGCAUCUGGAAGUCCUAUCUGGAGUAUGCAGUUCAGGAGUUCCGCGAAUCCAUGGAGCACCCAGACAAUGAAAGCGUCGUCAGCAAAGAGUACUUGACAAACCUGUUCAAAAAAGCUGAUAAGCUCACAGGGUAUCACAUCCCACAAAGUCAUCUCGUAUGGAAUGUAUGGAAGGACUUUGAGCUCGAACAGCUGGCCGCAGAGGACCCACCACAACCAAAGGAUGUCAGCAGAGUCAAGGCAAUGUUCAUUGACAGAGUUGCUAUUCCACACUCGGAACUGGAGGACACUUUCUCCAGUCUGUCAUCGUUCAUUACGCAAUACGACGGCGAGAACUACGAGAAUACCAUGGUUCAUUGCAACAAAAUCGCAAGCGUCACUCGAAAUGCUUUGUCUGAGAUUGAGGGCUAUGAGCAGCAGCUGGUUUCUACGAAUAAUGGUCUGGAGGCAUUCAUGAGUUAUCUAACGCACGAGUUACGCAAAAAUAAAGAACAGUUUACUCGGAUCAGGACCUUGUACGAGCGGGCAGUAGCUGUGCAUUGUUUAGUGCCAGCACUGUGGAUCGACUAUGUCAGCUUCUUGAUGUCCACGAGUCAUCAAAAGAAGGAGCAUGACCUUACACCAGCAGAAGUUUUGGACGUUGCAAGAAGAGCGACCCAAAACUGUCCAUGGAGUGGAGAUAUCUGGGAGAACCGUACCCUUUUGCUGGAGACCUAUCUGAAGCCAGAGGAUGAGAUCAGUGCUGUGUUUUCUAGCGCCUUAAAUGAUAUGACAUUACUGUCCAACCCGCUGGAGCUCUCCAAAGUGCUUUUGGCACAGUGUUCGUACACCCUCAGACACGCAAGCAAAGACGAGGAUGGGUAUAACACAGUACGAAAGGCAUUCGAGUACGCUCUUACCGUUCUUGAAGCAGCGGGCGGCGAUCCGUACUGCAAGUUGGAGCGGUUGUGGAUCGAAUUGGAAUCAAGCGCACUUGGAAACCAUGAAAAGGCGCGCGAACUCUGGAAAUCGAUCGAGAGCAAACAAAAGACCCUCUCGGAUUUCUGGAUCGCACAAGCAGAGAUGGAAAAGAAACUGAAAAACGACAAGGGCGCUCGUCAGGUUUACGCCCGCUCAUGCCAGAUUGCUACAUCUCUGGACUGGCCCGAGAAAGUCUUUGAGGCAUGGCUCAUGUUUGAGAGGGAGAGUGGGGACCUUGUGACGUACAAGGACGCGUUACUUCGCUCGCGCGCUGCCAUGAAGGGUGUGGAAGCAUUUCGUGCCCAGAGUACCCAGGAGAUAUCGAAUGCAUAUGCGGACCAAACUGCUUAUGCAGUUGUACAGCCUAGUGAGCCUGUCAUGGCUACGCAGGGGCAAGUCGAGAAUGAAGGAGCCCAGGAAGGCUCCAAGAAGCGGAAGAUGUCAGCCCAGAAUAACGAGCCGGCCGCAAAGAUCUUGAAAACAGAACCGGACCAACAUAAGACCAAGGAUGCAAAGCCGUUGAACAUCAGUGCUGGACGACACGAGGAUACAUGCUUUGUUGUGAACUUUCCGCUCGACAUGAGCGAGAAGAAGCUGACAGAGCUUUUCCAAGAAUACGGAACAGUUUUGCGAUGCACAAUACCUCCUCCAAGAAGUGGGGAGAUUAAGAAGCGGAGUUUUGCUUAUGUCCAGUUUUCGAGUCCUGAAGAAGCACACGCGGCCCUUGCACUAGAUGGAAGAGACGUUGGUCAGCGUCGUGGUCUGUCCGUCAGGAUCUCGGACACUAAUCAAAAGACGCGUGGAAUAGAAGGCGAACCACCGCUGCCACGCGUGAGCCGCCAUGAGGUCCAUAUCUCUGGAAUCACAAAUGAGUUGAAGGAAGAAGAGCUUGAAAAGCUGGUUGCACUGUAUGCGCAACCCACAAGCGUAUUUAUUCAACGGGUUGCGCAGUCCAAGGGAAAACCAUGGGCUAACAUCAAGUUUGAGACUGAGGAAGACGCAGACAAGGCCUUGGCGUUGGACGGAACUAUGUUCCAUGGCAAGGAGUUAAGCGUCAAGCGGCGUGUGUUCCAGAAGGCGACUGCUGGUGGGGAAGAGGGUCUGUCGAGGAAGGAGAGGAGGAGACUUGCGGCUGAAAAGAAACAGCAGGCGGAAAAGGACGUUGAUCAGGAAGAGAGUAAGGACGGAGAAGGAGCGCCUUCGACGAGCAGGCAGCAGAAGCAGUCUGCUGCAGAGUCUUCCUCAAUGGACCAGGACACUUCACCAGCCGCCUCGACUUUAAAGGAAUCAAAGAAACCUACGGCGACAUUGACAUCGAUGCAGCCAAGAUCUAUGGCACCAAGGUCGCUGCAGCCACGGAAUCUUAAACCGACUUCUCAUACGAGGCCACCAGCCAGAGCCUUCAAGCCAGCGUCGACAACAACGACAACAAACAUAGCUUCGACAGCUGAAGCGACGCAAGAUGGCGGCGAGGUGGCAUCAGUGCCAGUAUCGGCACCGAAGAGCAAUGCUGAAUUUCGGGCACUGAUGCUUAGUGGAGCGCUCAAGAAAAAGAACCCCUGA
This is a messenger RNA of Gamsiella multidivaricata, 2871 nucleotides long. RefSeq lists its product as uncharacterized. Lineage: Eukaryota; Fungi; Mortierellomycota; Mortierellomycetes; Mortierellales; Mortierellaceae. The transcript has 13 exons. Gene Ontology annotation, molecular function: protein binding; RNA binding. Bases 1 to 2871 code for a protein of 956 amino acids. The record is from RefSeq and is a predicted model, not a curated record. Gene Ontology annotation, biological process: RNA processing.